AUGGCACCAGCUGGCAGCCACACGCUCUUGCUGGAAGUCCCGGCGGGAGAAGAGAAAGGCAGAAAACCCAUGGCGGAGAAGUUGCAGAAGCCCAAGGUGGAGAAGCUACACCGGGACCGGAUUAACAGCAGCAUCGAGCAGCUGAAAGUCCUGCUGGCAAAGGAAUUCCAGAGGCAUCAGCCCCACUUCAAGCUGGAGAAAGCGGAAGUUCUGGAGACGACUGUCAGCUACCUGAAAUGCAGCCCAACAUCCGCUCCUCCUUCCACCGGCAUAAACCAGGAUUACAGCAAAGGUUAUUCCUCCUGCUUGAACGAAGUGCUGCACUUCCUGGCCGUCCACACUGCAAACUCUGAAACCCAGCUCAAGCUCUUAGGCCACUUCCAGAAGCCUCGGACGGGGACCCCCAAGGGACCGACUUCCUGCGCCCCUGUUCUGCUCCAGAAGGGGCCCUUGCGGAAGAUGACGCCGAAGCUAACCAGCAGCCCUUGGAGGCCUUGGUAG
This is a messenger RNA of Varanus komodoensis (Komodo dragon), 501 nucleotides long. RefSeq names its product transcription factor HES-5-like. The transcript has 3 exons. Lineage: Eukaryota; Metazoa; Chordata; Lepidosauria; Squamata; Varanidae. Gene Ontology annotation, cellular component: nucleus. Gene Ontology annotation, molecular function: protein dimerization activity; RNA polymerase II cis-regulatory region sequence-specific DNA binding; DNA-binding transcription factor activity, RNA polymerase II-specific. Gene Ontology annotation, biological process: anterior/posterior pattern specification; regulation of neurogenesis; regulation of transcription by RNA polymerase II. The coding region runs from base 1 to 501 and encodes 166 amino acids. The record is from RefSeq and is a predicted model, not a curated record.